Messenger RNA from Gadus chalcogrammus (walleye pollock), 999 nucleotides. It is a transcript of the gene pou1f1, whose product is annotated as POU class 1 homeobox 1. Gene Ontology annotation, biological process: regulation of transcription by RNA polymerase II. Gene Ontology annotation, molecular function: RNA polymerase II cis-regulatory region sequence-specific DNA binding; DNA-binding transcription factor activity, RNA polymerase II-specific. The coding region runs from base 1 to 999 and encodes 332 amino acids. The transcript has 6 exons. The record is from RefSeq and is a predicted model, not a curated record. NCBI's taxonomy places the organism in Eukaryota, Metazoa, Chordata, Actinopteri, Gadiformes, Gadidae.
AUGGCCUGUCAGGCGUUCACCAGCGACUCCUUCACCACGCUGGCCACCGGAGACUCUUCCCUGCCUCUCCUCAUGCACCACGCCUCGGCUGGUGACUGCCUACCGCCCCCCUCGCACGGACACAACAUGAUGUCCACAGUACCCUCUGGCCUGUCCCUGGUGCAGUCCUCCAAGCACUCCCACAUGCACCUCGCCACCUCCGCCCUCGGCAACGCUCUUAGCAACGGACCCCCUGCCCUGCACUACCCCGUAACCCCGUGUCACUAUGGCAACCAGCAGGCCACCUACGGCAUGAUGGCAGGUUCCCUAGCUCCUUGCUUGUAUAAGUUCCCAGAACAUGGAGGUCUGAGCAGCGGCUCUUGCACCUUGAACCACGGUUUCCCCUCCCUGCCGCCAGCCUUGCUCUCAGACGAGCUUCACGUCCUGGGGGACGUGAAGGCCUGUGCAGACCUCCAAAGAAGAACCGGUUCCAGACCCCCUGAAGAACACCCCAUUGUGGACUCGCCCCAGAUCAGAGAGCUGGAGAGGUUUGCCAAUGACUUCAAGCUGCGCAGGAUCAAACUGGGAUACACCCAGACCAACGUGGGUGAGGCUCUGGCAGCUGUGCACGGCUCCGAGUUCAGUCAGACCACCAUCUGUCGCUUCGAGAACCUCCAGCUCAGCUUCAAGAACGCCUGCAAGCUGAAGGCCAUUCUGGCUAAAUGGCUGGUGGAGGCCGAACAGGCUGGUGCCCUAUAUAAUGAGAAGAUGGGCAUGAAUGAACGCAAGAGGAAGCGCAGAACCACUAUCAGUAUGGGAGCAAAAGAGGCCUUGGAGCGCAGCUUCAUGGAGAAGAGCAAGCCCUCGUCACAGGAGAUCCUGCGCAUGGCUGAGGGACUGCACCUGGAGAAGGAGGUCGUCCGCGUGUGGUUCUGUAACCGCCGGCAACGGGAGAAGCGAGUGAAGACGAGCCUCCACCUAAGCUGCUACCUGUCUAAAGAGAGCCAAGGCUGUAGGUAG